UGUUUAUUUUCAUCUGUUGCAAUAAUAUCAGUAAACACAACUAAAUGAAUAUGCUCCUCUGAUGAUGGGCCUUGCUUAGAUUUCAAUGGAUUGCUUUGGAAAGCUAUGCUAGCUACCUUUUUACCUAUUUUCCACACAAAUAUUUUCUGGUUGAAAUCCAAUCGAUAAUAAUUAUCAAGUAACCAAUCUUAUCCUAACAGGAUAUCUAUGGCACCAGCAACAAUGUUUGAUGGAAGUUCCACUUUUUAAUCGUAACUGGUAGUCAUGUUUCUUUUUUAAUUUGCUUCCCUUUAUUACAGGUGGUUCCGGUAACACACACUCCCAUUACUGGUACUAGGAGGCAACAAUAUUUCUUCCUCAUUAGCGCUAGCCAUGGUGUAAGAUUAAUGAUAUUUUAUGCACAGAAUAUAGGUGAACAUCAACUUUCUUUCCAAAAAUGUCACUCACUACUAUUGGUUUACAAUGUUCUCCCUUAGCUGUUACUUUUCCUUCUUUAAACAACUACUCAAGAAUAGGUCUCAGCCAUGUGAGGAUUACUGACUUCUCUGAAUGAGGGCCUACUAUUCUAUUAUUAGUUUGGCAUGGAUCUUAGUGUCAAAUCUUUUUCCUGAACUUUAGGGUGAAUUUUACAGCAAUUCAUCCACAAAGCUUUAAUGUAGCAAAAAUUAUAUUUAUAUCUUUUUUAGUAAUAGGUCAAAUUUCGGACAACUUUUUCCAUAAUGAAUCAUAUUUCAACCAAAUUUUUUUCCAGAAAUCCAAAUGUUUGUCGUAUUUUUAAGUACACAAGAAUAUAAACACGAAAAUUUUACUCACAUGACAAUGUUUGAGGUAAUGUUGUCACAAUUAAACACAAUUACUACAAAGAUUUAUUUAUCGGGUUUAUAGUAGACAAGCAGUGUAACACAUUAUGUAGUCCGUUCACUGAUAUAAAGAUUGUUGCACAGAGUCUACAAAACAUUCUCGAAGCCAACAAGGGUGGCUUCUGGCGUAAUAAACGUAGCACAAGUAGUCGCCCCAUUCAGUUUGAAUACAAAGUUAGUCCUAUUCAAUGAAACCAGGGGAGAAAUUCUUCAGCAAUAACAACGAAAUAUUAUUUUAUAAACUAUAUGAAGUUAAGGUUAAUGGGGGAAACUGCUUUAACGUGUAAAACACUGCAACAGCUCCAAACACAGUAGCUGCACGAAGAUAAGUGCUGAAAAGGACAGCAGACGAACGCUGUUAUUUGAGUAGACAUGUCCAUCUUCAGAGGUGCAAGAACUUGUUUAAGAUGGUAGUGUCUUGCAAUGUCCUAUUGGAGAAGCUGAAGAAUCCCCGCUUCAGACAGUUCUUGAAGUACAAAAUAAAUCCAGUUCCAGAUGAAGCUACGCUGAGAAACGACUAUUUAUCUGUGUGCUACGAGGAAGUGCUCGACAAAAUACGAACUAAAGUUGUUGACCAAGAGAUUAGGGCGUCUAUCGGAAAUCACCAAUUUGGAUAGGGGUUAAAUUGUAAAUACUUUUGUUGGUGUCCUUAAAGUUGACGGACCUGGAGAAAUGUUUCUCCUAAGGGUGUGAAGCUCUCAGCAGAAUAAACAGCUCGACAACUGCCUUUGUGUUUGACAACUCAAUGAAGCUACUGUCACUAGUUGGUGUGAAUAGAGACGAAUAAAUGGUGCUUCAUACAUGGCUGUAGCAGCCUACAGACUUCAGAGUCUCUAUCCCAGUGUGGCACACAUCACUUGCCUUGCACACGCAUUGUACAGAGCUGUAGAAGAGGUGAAAUUAAAUUGCACUGAUGUGAGCCAACCGAUCUCCUCUAGCAAGAAAAUCUAUGUGAAAGCUCCACUAAGAGUACAAUAAUUAAAGAACAGGGAGCUUCCCUCCAUUUCCCCCUCAGCUUGUAUUUACACAAUGAGGUUCUUGGGUUAAUGUUGUUGAGUAUUACUGUACCUAUUACACCAAAACAAGACGAUCUUUUCUGAGCCUGAUAGUGAUUAAUAAAGUGCUAUCAGAACUGCCAAAGAGUUCUUUACACAUACGUUGUCUCUAAACUUGACAUACAUCAACGCGCUGUGUCAUCCGAACAAGACACAGGUGCAAAGAUGCGAGCUGCUGCCAGUGCCAUAGAGACUCUCCACUUGCGCGAGUUCCACCUGCGCCACUGUUGGUACUGAGCAUGGAGGUAAGAAUAGAGGGAGACGCUGUGAUGUCACAGCUGUGAAGCUAUGUGAAGCCGAGGGUAGCCAUCUCAAUCCGACCAAAACAUUGCUGCUGUAAGCUUGUGUGCAUAGGCUUGUCGCUCACUUUUGGAAGGAUUUUGCGCUAUUAUGGUGACUUGUGUGGUGUUCGGAUGUACGAAUCUUUCUGAUUGUGAUGCGAAAUCGAAGGGAAUAACAUUUCAUGUGUAAGUUGUCUCGUUAAGUGUGAUUUUACAACUUCAUUGUGAAUGAACGUGUGCUACAUCGGUACUUGUACUAUAGCGUGUUUUUCUCCUGUAGAUUUCCUAAAAAUGAAAGUCGGAAAGCUCUGUGGGAGAAUGCCAUGAGAAGGAAGAAUUGGUGUGCGUCUAAAUGGAGCACUAUAUGUUCUCAGCAUUUCCGAGAAGAGGACAUAGACCGAACUUCCGUUUCAACAGUAAGGCUCCGAGAAAAUGCUGUACCAUCAGUUUUCCCUACACACCCAAAACAUUUGCAAAAGGAUUGUCAGCGAACAUGGCGUUAUCGUUUGAACAAAGGAAAUGGAUGCUAAAGUGUUACUGGAAAACAGAGAAUUACAGAGUUGGAAGGGCACGAUAUAAUGAAAUCAAUUGCCUAUCAAUGUAUGUGUCAAGGUCUCACUGCAAUAUUGUGAAGAAAGACAAAGGAUUAUACAUAAUAGAUGGUGGGAUAAAUUGUGUUGUAAUGCGAGGUUUUAAUGAAGAUGAAGUGUGCAGUUUUGUGGAGUUAACAAAAGAGAAAAAUGUUGAUGUAAGAUUUAUCGAGUACUUGCCUUUCAGCGGCUACAAAUGGAAUGAUGGGAAGAUGGUCUCAUUUAGUGAAAUGCUCCAAAUAAUUAGAAAGCAGUGGCCUAAUUUUGAUCCUCUUCCCAAUGGGCCCAAUGAUAUCUCAAAGGCAUACCAUGUCCCGGGCUUCAAGGGACAUGUGGGAUUUAUAACCUCAAUGAGUGAACACUUCUGUGGCACGUGCAACCGUUUACGGAUAACAGCUGAUGGCAAUUUGGAGGUGUGUCUCUUUGGGAAUUCAGAGAUAUCUCUCAGAGAUGCAAUACGAAGCAAAUGCAGUGAGGAUGACUUGCUUGCCAUGAUUGGGGCAGCAGUGAGAAGAAAGAAGAAACAACAUGGAGGCAUGCUGAACCUGUCAAAGAUGAAGAAUCGGCCAAUGAUUCUUAUUGGAGGAUAACAGUGGCCCUGAACUUAAUGGCUGUAGUGAUGUCGUGAAGGCACAAAGUCGGAAGUUGUUAAACCUUCAGAAACAAGAUUUUCGAAAGUACUUCUUCUCAGAUACCAAUAUUUCGCCCCUGUUUGUGUCGGAUACAUAGAUGUCUCAGUUGUUGUCACAUAAUUUGAGUGUAGUGACUGAAUCUAGAAAACAGUUUCUUUUGCUUCCCUGUACCCCAAGCAUUAUGUGCAAUGCAGGACUCCUAACAAGACAAACACACAGAGCACAGCCCUCUGUCUUCUCUUGCCGUUUCUGCAGUUUGGGAGCACAGUCCGGAAGUCUGACUCAUGUUGACCGGACCGGCAGGGCGAAAAUGGUCGACAUGGGUUCGAAGUUGGUGACAGAACGGACUGCUACAGCACGAGCAAAGGUUUUUGUGGGACCCGAACUGAUGAAACUCGUAUGAGAAAAUGGCCUGAAGAAAGGUGACGUACUUAGCAUUGCUCGCCUGGUGGGAAUUGUGGGGUCCAAGCAGACGUCCAGCCUUAUCCCUCUGUGUCAUAACAUAUCUUUAUCCUCUGUGGCUGUGGACAUUGAACUGGACUCUGCUCUCAACUGUGUGAUUAUAACUGGCACGGCAAAGUGUAGAGGGCAGACGGGCGUGGAGAUGGAAGCUCUCACUGCUGUAUCGGUGUCUGCCUUAACAGUGUACGAUAUGUGCAAAGCUGUGAGU
Molecule: messenger RNA, 4088 nt
Organism: Schistocerca serialis cubense
Lineage: Eukaryota; Metazoa; Arthropoda; Insecta; Orthoptera; Acrididae
Product: molybdenum cofactor biosynthesis protein 1-like
Exons: 8
Coding region: 2549-3376 (275 amino acids)
Biological process (GO): Mo-molybdopterin cofactor biosynthetic process
Molecular function (GO): 4 iron, 4 sulfur cluster binding; protein binding; GTP 3',8'-cyclase activity
Source: RefSeq, a predicted model, not a curated record